UAUAAAUAUACCGAGAUGCAGGCCUAUGGACAGUAUCUAUACUAGGGCGUUCUUUCGGAACUUCAACUAGUCACAACUAUGACAGGCAGCACUGCAUUAAGUGUAUGCGCAACUGUCCUGCUAGGAACUGCAGUUGUACUUACGAUGGCAGCGAUACUUGUAAUAUGUAGAAGAUUCGAUGAGUUCAAGUCUGAGAGAAACUAUUUACUGUACUUCUCGUGGACGAUGCUAGGCUUCGUCCUUUUGCUGACCCACCAAACGGUGUGGUCAUGGGAUACUAGCUUAUCGCAGAACAACUGGAGUUAUAUAUUAUUUUUACUGGGCGAGAAUCUCAUCGUCACACCGGAGUGUCUACGGGCGGCGCGGCUUGUAGUGCUGUACUACGGCUAUCCAGCCUUGAUCCCAAGGCCUGUGUGGCGGGAAUCAACACAAGUGAAUCCCAUAUACCUGCGCACGAAUUAUCUGAUGCUGUACUUAUUCCUGCUGCAAGUACCAGUCGUUAUACUAUGGUUAUGCAUGGCUACAACGGCCAUCAUGAUGUUCGAGUAUAUUUGUAUGGUAUAUACUGUGCUACAGAUCAUCGUGAUGCUUGUUUCUGUAUCAAUGCUACGGCGCAAGAAGGAGGAUAUGGAGAAACAUCAACUGUCGGAAUCUAGCGCGGUUUUUGUAUUCGGUUUAGGUCUGUUAGUAUUCGUCCUCUUCGAUUCUGUUAGGGUCAUCGCCGGUCAGGAAGGCUACACAGACAUCUCAAGUGUUUGGGUGAUUGUCGAUCUCGCAUCCAUCACUGUACUGGUUCUCUUAGCGCUGGUUAUCUGGGCCACGCACUAUCAGAUUAUACUUGAUAGAGUUCUCUCCAAAGGGUCAAAUUUGAGGCAAGCCACAGGUUCAGUCAGUUCAGCUGAAAGCUCAACCAAAGGUGCAAAAACCGCGGACGAUGCCAUACUCAUCAGAUCCCUGCCGCCGGACACGAACGAAUCAACCACGACUGCUCUCACCCAGUCUACAGAGAAAUGCUACAAGACAAUGAAAAGCGCCGACGCCAUCCGACCACAUCUGUCGGAUUGCCAGAGAAUAUCUAGUUCUGAGGUGAGAGAUUAAGACUCGAUGUAGGUCAAAGUCCGUAAACGUUGACUUCAUUGGCGGGCAACCGUGCUUUACUUUGUAAUUGGCUCGGUCCGUACGUUGUUGCGGUGAUAUUGUCAUCCAUUCACGAGCUUGACUUUCUCGGCAAAACUGCCCAUGGAACUAUCCGAACGGCACAUACAUCCGCUCCGAACGCUGGUGCCACUUGAAAAGGCAAAAAAAGAGUGGAUGUAUCGGUUCUGUUGAAUAUUUGCACAUACAUAUCAGUAAGAAAGACACCACCCACAUUGGACGAUGGAGGCGUUGUGCAUCUUCCACGUGGUGGAGCACACGUUGCAUUAACCUUCGGCUGCAUCAGUCUUCCUCAUUGUGACCACCGUCCGAGCACUGGGCCAAAGUGAGAUAUGACCGAUAACUAGUAGAUGUGCAACCCCCUACGGAAGCCCCACAUUGAGUAGUAAAAGGAUGAGAAGUAAAGGAUAAUAGUAAUGCUAUCAGGGAUAUAUAUAUCCCAGGGCGGGCCAGUUUGGGCUUAGUGCACUGAAGCCCCCAAAACCUUAUCGGCGUAUGACGUUGUCAUAGUAAUGCCCGUCAACUUCGCCACCACGCAUUGUCCGUGACACAUUGCUGGUGAAACGUUGUGGAUUCGUUCGCAAAACCUAAGGCGUGUAUAAUGACAGAAUCAGGAAUCUAUUUAAAUAGUUCAUCGAUGAAAAGCAACUUUAGUUAAAAAAUAAAUUAAAUCAUCGAUUACACCACAUAUCGGUCAGUUUA
This is a messenger RNA of Sphaeroforma arctica JP610, 1857 nucleotides long. RefSeq lists its product as hypothetical. The coding region runs from base 79 to 1098 and encodes 339 amino acids. The record is from RefSeq and is a predicted model, not a curated record. NCBI's taxonomy places the organism in Eukaryota, Ichthyosporea, Ichthyophonida. The transcript is spliced from 4 exons.